CGGCUGCGACCCCGCGGACCCUCCCCUCGGCGCGCCGCCUCCGCAGCCGGGCGCUCGAGCAGGCGGCGUGUAGGGAGGCGAGCGGGCGCCAGCCGAGGAGCCGCCGGCUUCACCCCACCCCUGGCCACUCCGCAGCUCGAGCCGCCGCCCCGGGGCGCUCCCGAGGCCCCGCAGGAGGGACCAUGAAAGUGAGGUCGGCCACUGGCGAUGGAGAUGCGUUGUGUGUUACAGAAGAGGAGCUGGCUGGUGACGAUGAGGACAUGCCGACCUUCCCAUGCACACAAGAAGGCCGGCCGGGGCUCCACUGCAGCCGCUGCCAGAAGAACCUGUCUUUGCACACAUCGGUGCGAAUUCUUUACCUCUUCCUGGCCCUGCUCCUGGUGGCCGUGGCCGUGCUGGCCUCUCUGGUUUUCAGGAAAGUGGACUCUCUCUCAGAAGACAUCUCCCUGGCCCAGGCCAUUUAUGACAAGAAACUUUUGUCUAUGCAGGAAAACCUCCAAGGACUGGAUCUGAAAGCCCCAAACAACUGUUCUUUCUGCCACGAGGCUGGGCAGCUAGAGCAAGAGAUCAGAAAACUGCAGGAGGAGCUGGAGGGAAUUCAGAAGAUGCUCCUGGCCCAGGAGGUACAGCUGGACCAGACCUCCCAGACCCACGAGCUGCUCUCCACCACUAGCAGUCAGAUCUCCCAGGAGAUGGGCAGCUGUUCCUUCUCCAUUCACCAGGUCAACCAGUCUCUGGGGCUCUUUCUUGCCCAGGUGAGAGGCUGGCAGGCCACCACGGCCGGCCUGGACCUCUCUCUGAAGGACCUCACCCAGGACUGCUAUGACGUCAAGGCUACAGUCCACCAGAUCAACUUCACUGUGGGGCAGACCUCGGAGUGGAUCCACGGGAUCCAGCGCAAGACUGAUGAGGAGACCCUGACCCUCCAGAAGAUGGUCACCGACUGGCAGAACUACACCCGGCUCUUCGGCGGCCUGCGCACCAUCUCAGCCAAGACCGGAGAAGCGGUCAAGAACAUCCAGGCCACCCUGGGGGUCUCCUCGCAGCGCAUCAGCCAGAAUGCUGAGAGCGCGCACGACUUGGUGCUGCAGGUAAUGGGCCUGCAGCUGCAGCUGGAUAACAUCUCGUCCUUCCUGGAUGACCACGAGGAGAACAUGCAUGAUCUGCAGUACCACACCCGCUAUGCCCAGAACCGCACUGUGGAGCGGUUCGAGACGCUGGAAGGACGCAUGGCUUCACAUGAGAUCGAGAUCAGCACCAUCUUCACCAACAUCAAUGCCACCGACAACCACGUGCACAGCAUGCUCAAGUACCUGGAUGACGUGCGGCUCUCCUGCACGCUGGGCUUCCACACGCACGCCGAGGAGCUCUACUACCUGAACAAGUCUGUCUCUCUCAUGCUGGGCACCACAGACCUGCUCCGGGAGCGUUUCAGCCUGCUCAGUGCGCGGCUGGACUUCAACGUCCGCAACCUCUCCAUGAUCGUGGAGGAGAUGAAGGCUGUGGACAUGCAGCAUGGAGAAAUCCUUCGAAACGUUACCAUCGUAAGAGGUGCCCCUGGCCCUCCAGGACCAAGAGGACUCAAAGGAGACAUGGGCAUGAAAGGACCCAUUGGCAGCAGAGGACCCAAAGGAGACCCUGGCAGCUUGGGCCCACCAGGACCCCAGGGUCCUCAGGGACAGCCUGGAGACAAAGGACCUGUGGGAGAAAGGGGUCCAGUUGGCCUUCGAGGUUUCCCAGGCCUCAAAGGCUCAAAGGGAAGCUUUGGAAAUGGAGGCCCAAGAGGACAGCCAGGCCCCAAGGGGGAUGUGGGGCCCCCAGGGUCAGAGGGAUCCCCAGGGUCUCCAGGACCCCCCGGGCCUCAGGGAAAACCAGGGAUUGCUGGGAAGACAGGAUCGCCGGGCCAGCGGGGGCCCAUGGGGCUUAAGGGUGAACCAGGGAUCCAGGGGCCCCCAGGACUCCCGGGGCCCCCAGGCCCACCAGGAAGCCAGAGCCUCUACUAAAAGCCCCAGUCCCAGACACUGCUAUGCAGAAUGGCAGGAAGGGCCCCAGGGCAGAGCAAGCAGCCCAGAAAGCCACACCUACAGAUAGUGGUGGUAAUUUGAUCCCAAAGGGGCUUCCCCCCACCGGCCUGCCCCUGCACCUAUGACUUCCCCAGUACUGACUGUACCAUACAAAGCAGCCCCUAACACACACGCACACGCACACACACACACACCUACACACACACACCUUUCUCUGCUGGCCAGGGGAGCCAACCAGGUUUCCCAGGCUGGGCAGGAGGAGAGGGUGGGAGGACACAUCCCCUGUCCUGUGACUGAGCCUGCCAGGGAGGUGACUACCUUGGGAAGAAGGUCUUGAACCUAUUUCUGAAUUGCUGACCGACUCAGUUUUCCAGCAUCUUCAGAACCAAUCUAGCUAGCAGUUCCCUGUGGCUCCCAGCGGUUGGAAAGACUCAGGAAAACCUUUGCAGAAUAUGUAGUACAAACUCUAGGGACAAGAGGGAUUUGGCCACCCAAACACUCUCCUCCUAAGCAUGGGAACAGAGUCCCAGGGGCUGCCCCUGCCUUACACAGACCAGAGGGUCCCCCCACCUGUGCUGCUGUCCUCAGGCUCUGGGCACCGUCCUCCCAGGAGUUGCACAAUUUUUUCAUGUCUCCAGAAAGUUCUUCCACAUCAUCCUUGCCCUCCUUCUCCCAGGAGCAUCCCAGAAGAAUGCAAGUAGGAGUCUCAUCUGCAUGGGAAGACUAUCUAGGCCCUGGGACAUUCUCCCAGAGUGGUGCCCUGCAGCUGGGACCCUGAAGAAAGGUGGGGGUGGGGGGCAGGAGCAAGUGUGAAGAGGCUGGGGUCAUUGGGCUGUGUGUGGGGCUGGCUCCCUUGCUCUGAGCCAGGCUGGCCUGCUCCAUUCCCCUCUGUGGUGGCUGACGGAGGGUCAACCCUGGCAGCUCUCCCCUCCUGCACCUGGCUCUCCUGCCCACAGCCACCCUCUGAUCUCCCCUGAACAUGACUCAGAACAGCCGAGGCCUCUCUGCUUGAGCAGCAGGACUGGACUCGAAGACAGAAGGGCCUGAAUGUCCACUGGGGACUCACUUUGACAUCACCUCUCACCCCCUUCCUGUGCACAGGCGCAGAAGGGAGCUCUGGGACAUCCCCCCAGCCUGGUCCCCAGGCUAAACUGGUUGUCAAGCUGCCCUCCUUUGGGUUUGACAGAUUCCUGCCACUCCUGGGCUGAGGGCAUGGAGCUGUCUCCUCCCCGGCCCUGACUCAGACUCCAGCUCCUUCCUUCCUUCCAAAAGCCUCACAAUGCCACCUUCCUUCUCGUCAUAGGUGUGCAACUGGCUUGCACUCCCGCCUGCCCCCACUGCCGUGUAAUCCUGUCUACCUAUGAUAUGAUGAGACAUAGUAUUACUGACUCAGUAAAGAUCUCUUUCCA
Molecule: messenger RNA, 3433 nt
Organism: Neogale vison (American mink)
Lineage: Eukaryota; Metazoa; Chordata; Mammalia; Carnivora; Mustelidae
Gene: SCARA3
Product: scavenger receptor class A member 3
Exons: 6
Coding region: 183-2003 (606 amino acids)
Source: RefSeq, a predicted model, not a curated record